Molecule: messenger RNA, 5123 nt
Organism: Elephantulus edwardii (Cape elephant shrew)
Lineage: Eukaryota; Metazoa; Chordata; Mammalia; Macroscelidea; Macroscelididae
Gene: ARAP2
Product: ArfGAP with RhoGAP domain, ankyrin repeat and PH domain 2
Exons: 32
Coding region: 1-5112 (1703 amino acids)
Biological process (GO): signal transduction; positive regulation of GTPase activity
Molecular function (GO): protein binding; GTPase activator activity; phosphatidylinositol-3,4,5-trisphosphate binding
Source: RefSeq, a predicted model, not a curated record
AUGACCUCAGCCAGUGAAAUAAAUGUUGAUAUCAAAGAUUUCCUAAUGAGCAUCAAUUUGGAGCAGUAUCUGUCACAUUUCCUUGACUUUGGUCUUAAUACUGUGAAGGACUGUGCAUCAAUAAAUGACAGCCUCCUACACAAAAUUGGGAUAUCACCUACAGGCCACCGUAGGAGGAUACUUAAACAGUUACAGAUCCUCUUAUCAAAAAUGCAAGAUGUCCCCAUAUAUGCAAAUGUUCACAAAGCAAAGAAGAAUGAUGACACUUCCAAUAGUAGCCAUGCUCUACCUUCUGCUCUGAAUACUUGCCCAGAACAUUCAAGCUCUGGUAGCAGUCACACUGCAGAUCCAGGACAGUUGGAGACUUUUUCAAAAAAUCUUGAUCAGAAUGCCAUUAGUGUAGACAGUAGCCAGUCUCUUAAGUCAGAUAAUACAUUGCCCCUUCCUGUGCACAGUUUUCCCAUUCCAGGAAAAGAACUACACUCAAGUUCUCUUCAAGAUUCUUCUCUUAGUAGUGACACUAUAAAAACCGAACCUCAGAUUACAAAGAAGACUGUGGAUUGCACCCUCAAAGAAGAACAGACAGAGAAGGUUGGCUCCGGCUUCACAAGUCUGACCAGACUUCCUGACGUUGGUCCUGAGUGCCUUCCUCCCCUGGGUUCGCUCUCAGAAGCAGCUUCUGGAAAUGGAACUAAUGGCUUAUUAGCAAAAGCACCACCAUCUCCCUUCUUUCAGUUCCGAGGAGAAAUGGUUGUAAAUGAUUUGUACGUUCCAUCAUCACCAAGCUUAGCACCGAUGAGAAGUCGUAGCAAGUUGGUUUCAAGACCAUCCAGAUCUUUCUUGCUAAGGCAUCGGCCGGUACCAGAUAUCCCUGGGUCAACAAAAGGAAUCACAGGGAGCUACUACCGUGAGAAAAGAAACGUAACUACCUCAGCUGGAGAAGGUGUGGCCCAGCAAAAUUCAAAUGAGGAGAAUUCAUCUUCCAUUUUUCCUUAUGGAGAAACUUUUCUAUUCCAGAAACUAGAAAAUUCAAAGAAGAAAUCUAUAAAGAAUGAAUUUUGGACCCAUGAAGAAACACUUAAAGGGGAAGCAACUACUGAAAGGAACUCUCUUUUGGUCAAAUCAAGCAUAUAUGAUAACAGCCUAGAGAGAACAAGGCAAGACAAAGUGGAGGAUAUUUGGAUACCUCGAGAGGACAAAAAUACUGUCCCGAUAGACUCUGCUUCUGAAUCCGAAUACUCAACAGUAGAAGAAUGCUUUCAUAGUUUAAAACGGAAAAAUUCAAAGGCUCCUAAAUCUAGGAUCCAAAAAGUCUUGAACUUGGACCCUCUUACCAGGCACAGUUAUCCAAGUAGCUCCACGUGUAGAAAUACUGAUUCGUCAACCUUUGCCUCAAAUGCGAUAUCUCCUUAUGCCUGUUAUUAUGGAUCAUCUGCCAAAAAAGUGAAAUCUGGGUGGCUGGACAAACUCUCUCCUCAAGGAAAGCGCAUGUUUCAGAAGAGAUGGGUGAAAUUUGAUGGCUUUUGCAUUUCUUACUACAAUAACGAGAAGGAGAUGUAUUCAAAAGGAAUAAUCCCCCUCUCAGCUGUAUCUACAGUGCGGGUUCAAGGAGACAAUAAAUUUGAAGUUGUUACAACGCAAAGAACUUUUGUUUUUAGAGUAGAGAAAGAAGAGGAACGAAAUGACUGGAUCAGCAUACUAUUAAAUGCAUUGAAAUCACAAUCCCUUACCUCACAGACUCCCGCUGUUGCACCUGAGAAAUGUGGCUAUCUUGAAUUGAGAGGCUAUAAAGCCAAAAUCUUUACUGUGUUACGUGGAAACAGCGUGUGGCUUUGCAAGAAUGAACAGGAUUUUAAGAGUGGACUUGGCAUUACCAUAAUUCCUAUGAAUGUAGCAAAUGUAAAGCAAGUGGACCGAACUGUGAAGCAAAGUUUUGAAAUAAUCACUCCUUAUAGGAGUUUUAGCUUUACAGCCGAGUCUGAAAAAGAGAAACAAGAGUGGAUUGAAGCAGUACAGCAAUCAAUAGCAGAAACGCUCUCUGAUUACGAAGUUGCUGAGAAGAUUUGGUUCAAUGAGUCGAACAGGAGCUGUGCAGAUUGUAAAGCCCCAGAUCCUGACUGGGCAUCCAUCAAUCUCUGCGUUGUCAUCUGUAAGAAGUGUGCAGGACAGCAUAGGUCUUUAGGACCUAAAGAUUCAAAGGUUAGAAGUCUAAAAAUGGAUGCCAGUAUUUGGAGUAAUGAGCUCAUUGAGCUUUUCAUUGUCAUUGGAAACAAAAGAGCAAAUGACUUUUGGGCUGGUAAUCUUCACAAGGAUGAGGAAUUGCAUAUGGACUCUCCAGUAGAAAAGAGAAAAACCUUUAUCAUCCAGAAAUACAAAGAAGGACGAUUCCGAAAAACCCUUCUGGCAUCUCUCACCAAAGAAGAACUAAAUAAGGCCCUGUGUGCUGCAGUAGUGAAACCUGAUGUUCUGGAAACAAUGACGUUGCUUUUCAGUGGAGCAGAUGUGAUGUGUGCAACCGGCGACCCUGUGCAUAGCACCCCCUAUCUACUGGCUAAGAAGGCUGGCCAGAGCCUGCAGAUGGAGUUUCUCUACCAUAACAAAUUCUCAGAUUUCCCACAACAUGAUAUCCCAUCUGAGUGUGGAUUAAGUCAAGACUUCACCCAGUCCACCUUUCUCUGUGACUUUUUGUAUCAAGCUCCCGCUGCUGCUUCUAAACUCUCUUCAGAGAGAAAACUGCUUGAAGAGACAAAUAAAAAGUGGUGUGUUUUAGAAGGCGGCUUUUUAAGUUACUAUGAAAAUGAUAAAUCUACCACACCCAAUGGUACCAUUAAUAUCAAUGAAGUUAUCUGCAUGGCUAUACACAAAGAGGACUGUUAUUUAACUACUGGGCCCAUCUCUACUUUUGAGAUCUACUUACCCUCAGAACGUGUGUUUUUCUUUGGAGCUGAAACAUCUCAAGCACAAAGAAAAUGGACAGAGGCCAUAGCCAAGCAUUUUGUUCCCUUUGUUGCUGAAAACUUGACAGAAGCUGACUAUGAUUUGGUUGGUCAACUCUACUACAAAGACUGCCAUGCCCUGGAUCAGUGGAGAAAAGGCUGGUUUGCAAUGGAGAAAUCGACGUUGCGCUUUUGCCUUCAAGGUCAAGAAGCCCAGGAGGAUAGAAUGUAUUUAAGAAGACUACAAGAGCUAACAAUCAGCACGAUGGUUCAAAAUGGAGAAAAAUUGGAUGUCCUGAUCCUAGUAGAAAAAGGAAGAACAUUGUACAUCCAUGGGCAUACCAAGUUGGAUUUCACAGUCUGGCAUACUGCAAUUGAAAAAGCAGCAGGUACAGAUGGUAAUGCAUUGCAAGACCAGCAGCUCAGCAAAAACGACGUUCCCAUUAUCGUGAACAGCUGCAUAGCGUUUGUUACACAGUAUGGUUUAGGAUGCAAAUAUAUCUAUCAAAAGAAUGGAGAUCCUUUGCGCAUCAGUGAACUUCUGGAAAGUUUCAAAAAGGAUGCCAGGAGCUUUAAGCUGAGGGCUGGAAAACAUCAGCUUGAGGAUGUGACGGGUGUGUUGAAAAGUUUUCUCUCUGACACCGACGAUGCCCUUCUUACUAAGGAGCUUUAUCCGUAUUGGAUCUCUGCUUUAGAUGCCCAAGAUGACAAGGAAAGAAUUAAAAAGUAUGGAGCAUUUAUCCAUAGUCUUCCCAUGGUCAAUCAAGCAACAUUAGCAGCCAUUAUUGGGCAUCUUUACAGGGUACAAAAAUGCUCAGAAAUCAAUCAUAUGAACGCUCACAAUUUGGCCAUGGUGUUUUCAUCCUGUUUAUUUCAAACUAAGGGACAAACUAGUGAAGAAGUGAAUGUAAUCCAGGACCUGAUUAAUAAUUAUGUUGAGAUAUUUGAGGUUAAAGAAGACCAAGUCAGACAAAUGGACAUAGAGAAUAGCUUUAUUACCAAGUGGAAAGACACCCAAGUUUCGCAGGCUGGAGAUUUGUUGAUUGAAGCAUUUGUUGAAAGGAAAGAACCUGACUGUAGUAUUAUCAUUCGGAUAUCACCUGUAAUGGAAGCAGAAGAAUUGACUAAUGAUAUAUUAGCAAUAAAAAAUAUCAUUCCUACAAAAGGUGAUAUCUGGGCUACGUUUGAAGUCAUUGAAAAUGAAGAACUAGAACGCCCUCUUCACUACACAGAAAAUGUAUUGGAGCAGGUGCUGCGGUGGAGUUCCUUAGCUGAACCUGGCUCUGCUUAUCUGGUGAUAAAGAGAUUCUUAACCCUUGACACAAUCAAACACUACAAUGAGAGAAGAGCCCUGGAAAAUAUCAAAGAGGGAGUUUUGAAGAUCAAAGAAGAACCACCUAAACUACUAUCAGGAAAUAAGUUUCAGGACCGAUACUUUGUUUUACGAGAUGGCCAUCUCUUUCUUUACAAGGAUGUUAAGAGUAGUAAACAUGACAGAAUGUUUUCUCUCAGUUCAAUGAAGUUUUACCUUGGAGUGAAAAAGAAAAUGAAGCCCCCAACAAGCUGGGGAUUGACAGCAUAUUCUGAAAAACAUCACUGGCAUCUGUGUUGUGAUAACUUACAAAGUCAGAUGGAGUGGAUGGCCAAUAUUUUUAUUGCUCAGCAUGAAAAUGAUAUAUGUCCACCAGCUUGGAAGGAACGAAAACGCUCUAUAACCAAAAAUCCCAAAAUAGGAGGUUUACCUUUAAUUCCCAUUCAUCAUGAAAGAAAUACAACACUAGCUCAGAAAAAUAUUGAGAGUGCCAGAGCAGAACUUGAAAGGCUGAGGCUCACUGCAAAGCAAGAUAAAGAAGAGUCUGUGGACUGCAGAUUAAAGGAGAGAGCCACCAUGGUAGCCCAGUGCCUGGAGCACAGGGAAGAUAAACUUCGAAACCGAACCAAGAAAUACCGGAGUUUUAACUGCUUGGAGGACACCGGAGCUGAGUUCUCAGCGCAAGAAAAAUUCUCUAAAGGCUUAAAGACAUUGAAAAAGACUGAAAAUAGUAAGGCUACUUUGGACUCUGAUAACAAAUUACCAUCCAAAGUCAUUGAGGAACUUAAUGUGGUCCUAUUGCGGACAAGAACACUUCCAAAAGAGUUUCUAGAUGAGCCGGUUUCGCAGAAAGAAACAAAGUGACUUUUCACAAA